Ictalurus furcatus (blue catfish) is the source of this 4827-nucleotide messenger RNA. RefSeq lists its product as uncharacterized. NCBI's taxonomy places the organism in Eukaryota, Metazoa, Chordata, Actinopteri, Siluriformes, Ictaluridae. The record is from RefSeq and is a predicted model, not a curated record. The transcript is spliced from 3 exons. The coding region runs from base 272 to 1675 and encodes 467 amino acids.
CAUUAUUUUCAGAAGCCAGGACGGAAGUCACCAAAGCACCCCCCCUUUAAAAAAAAAAACAAUGAGCAUUUCUCAGAUUUGAGUCACUCCCUUUGCCUGCCCAUAUAGCACAGUGGUAAAGACGGUAUCUCCAGCCUGAGGUUGAUAUAGUAGUUACUUGCACGAAACACACAGCAGCACCAUUAGGAAAGGAACAGAUACAAACAUUAGAGCAGAAUUCCACGUGACCAAAGGCUAGCUAGGCAAAAAAACUAGUGACCCCUCUGCAUCAAUGGCAGACAAGGAGCAAAUCAAGCAGACUGCAGCAAUGGUGCUGGGCUGCUUGGAGAAAGUGUCCUCCUUUGCCUCCACCAUCAACCCUCUGUUUGGCAUUGUUACCUCACUGAUUGGUGUAGUGAGGGAAGGCCUAGUGGAAGAUGGAGCCAGUGAGCUGGACAAGAACUUCCAGCAGAUUCAUGACAAGUUGGAGAGCAUCUCUGUGCAGAACAAGCAGCUGCUGGACCAGAUCCAAAUUACUGAGAUCAACAAAAACUAUGGUGACUUGGAAAAGAACAUCAAGUAUCAAUACCAAGCCUUCAAGACCAUGGUGGACAGAAUCAGGAAGGACCCAGAAAAAGACAAGCGUUACAGAGAGGAUUUCAAGAAAAUCUAUAGAAAACAAAAGGGCCGCCUGAAUUUGAAUGUGUUCUAUCAAGCCGUCAUGGAAGACCAUGGUCCUUUUGGGAGGCCACUACUGAAAUAUUAUCUAGAGAAAAGCAACAAGAACAGGAAGAUCAUGGAGGCUAGAUGCGCUCAUCUGGCCAACCUUUUCCACAUCGGCCUCAUGGCACUGAUGGCCUACUAUGUAGUCACUGAGGAUGAUGAAGAUGAGUUCAGGGAAGAAUGGGGCCAAAAGGUCAUCAGCAUUCAGACCAAGAUGCAAGAAGUCCUGGAUGAGUGUAAAUCCCACCAAAGGCUAGCUAGACAAAAAACUAGUGACCCCUCUGCAUCAAUGGCAAACAAGGAGCAAAUCAAGCAGACUGCAGCAAUGGUGCUGGGCGGCUUGGAGAAAGUGUCCUCCUUUGCCUCCUCCUUCAACCCUCUGUUUGGCAUCGUUACCACAUUGGUUGGUUUAAUGAGGAAAGGCCUAGUGGAAGAUGGAGCCAAUGAGCUGGACAAGGAGUUCCAGCAGAUUCAUGACAAGCUGGAGAGCAUUGCUAAGCAGAACAAGCAGCUGCUGGACCAGAUGCAAAUUACUGAGAUCAACAAAAACUAUGGUGACUAUGAACAGAACAUCGAGCACCAAUACCAAGCCUUCAAGACCAUGGUGGACCAAAUCAGGAAUGACCCAGAACAAGACGAGCAUUUCAAAAAGGAUUUCAAGAAAACCUAUGAAAUACUAAAGGGCCGCCUGAAUUUGAAUGUGUUCUAUGAAGCCGUCAUUGAAGAGCAGGGUCCUUUUGGGAGGCCACUACUGAAAUAUUAUCUAGAGAAAUGCAACAGGAACAGGAAGAUCAUGGAGGCUAGAUGCGCUCAUCUGAUCUACCUCUUCCACAUCGGCCUCAUCGCACUGAUGGCUUACUAUAUAGUCACUAAGGAUGAUCAGGAUGCGUUCACAAAUGAAUGGAAGCAAAGGAUCCUCGACAUUCAGACCAAGAUGCAAGAAGUCCUGGAUGAGUGUAGUGAGCCUAAUUAAUUGAAUGGCUUAUUAUUCCUAAUUAACUGAAUGCUUCAUUAUGCCUAAUUCACUGAAAGAUUGUUAAACCACAGCGGUCUUGUGCUGCAUUAUAAUGGAGACAAUGAUAAACAAAUAAAUGUUAUUUAUAUCAUGAGCAAUGAGAACACUGUUUUUUUUUUUUUUUUGCUUCCUGUAUUGUUUCUAUGCCUUUUUAUUGGAUUAGCACUUAAAAAUCCUAUCUUUGAUUCAAUUGAAACAGUUAUGCAACAUUUUAUAUGACUUUAUAAAUCUAAAAUUGUUGCUGAAUAUAUAGUAAACCUGUAUAUUGCAAAUCAACAAAAUUCAUUUGGGAACCAUGUAUUUUGAAACAGGGACCAUACUGUUUCAUUGUUUUAUUGACUAUUAGCUUGCUAUAUAUACACACACACAGAGUACUGUGCAAAAGUCUUAGGCACCCUAUUUUCUUUAGUACAAACUUUGUUAUAGAUUUUUAUUUUAUGACUUUCUACAUUAUCAAGUCAGUAGAGAAACAUUUAAACAUUUUAGAUAUCCAAACAUUAGUUUUCCAGCACAAAAUGAAAUGUCACAGAAAAAAGGUUUGUAUGUCAGUAAAGAAAGCAGCAUCUUAAGUGGUAAGACACACCUUUCAAACAAAAAACACAAUGAAGGCUGCUGGAUUUUGCUGCAAAAAUAAGAAACAAGUGCGACAGUCAAAGUCUCCAGAAGAACCGUGGCUGGUUCUGCAAGAUGCUCGAUAAAACUUACUUUACUCAUUUCCUUAUGACAAUGAGUCUACUGUUGCUGUUUUUUUGUUUGUUUGUGUUUUUUUUUUCAAAGCAAAGGGUUGUCACACCAAACAUUGCCUUUGUUUCAUUCAUAACUGUUUACUGCUCUUUAUAGUUUUUUUUUUUUUUUUUUUUUUUAACUGGAGAAACAUUUAAUUUCAUUAUCUUUGAAGGCAUCUUUGCUCUACAGCAUUUCUUUGCAUGUGCCUAAAACUUUUGCACAGUAUAUUAGAGAGUGAGAGAGAGAGAGAGAGAGAGAGCGAGAGCGCGAGCGAGCGAGCGUCACAUUAUCAUCAAGUCCCAGGAUAUCUUUUUAAGGACAUAGCUCACUCCAAGCUGUUCAGGUACACUAACCACAGGGUAAUAUGCAAAUUAGCAUGUUUUGCAGCAGUAGAAUAGUGACAUCUGCAGGUCUUGCUAUGAAUUACAUUAUUACGUUAAACCUGGAAUCACUUUUGUGUAGAACAGAGGUUCUCAACCUUUUGUAACUGGAGACCCCCGCCCAUACACACACACACAGCCUAGCUAAGCUAUAAUCUGUUUUUGAUAGAUUGUACUUUUUUUUAAUGACUUUUUAUAACUUUAAUGUUUUGGUUUUUUUUUUACAACUAGGUUGUCAUAACAUGGACUAUUUUAAAUAUAAAACAUGUUGCAUUCCAUUCGUCUCGUAUUCUAAAAACAUUCACAUAAGAAUGAUGUAAAUUGGGAGGAAGGGCGCGUCUCGUUAUCCAUGACACUGUUAAAUCUCCGGCUCUCGGCCCCUCACUGAACAGAGCAGACGCAGAGAGAGGGGAGAGUGCAGCAGGAAAGAGAGACCUCGCGCUUCGGGACAGAACUGGUGACAUUUGGAAAGUUGCUAAGGUUUGUCCAAAAAGUCGCUAGAUUUGUCGUUAGGCGGUUUUUUGUGUUUAUUAUUAUUAUUAUUAUUAUUAUUAUUAUUAUUAUUUAUUUUUAAUUUUUUUGCACACACACAAAAAAGUCGCUAAGUUGGCAACACUGGCCUGCACUGAGAGCUAGAUAAAAGUCAGGCUAAGCUCCGCCCCUCCGCAGCAAAAAGAAAAUACAGAAGGAGAGGGAACGCGGGGUUUUCCCCAUUUAUGCACAUUCUAUUUGAAAAGCACUAAAAUACACAGAGUACACAAAUGAUGCCCUGUCUGUGUUUUUUUUUUUCCUUUUUUUUUUUCUUGAAAACAAUUUGCGCCCCCUUCCUAUCUCUCCACGUCCCCCUAUUUGAGAACCACUGGGAAUCUACACACGGUAGUCCCACGCUGUCAUAAUAAGAGUCUUAAAAAUAGUGCCUUGCAUCAUUCUUCACCCACUUGUUUAUGUUAUAUGUCAAGAACCUUCUCAAAAUAGCCCACAAUUCUCAGGCUAAUCCCCUGUUUACCCAGUCACUGACUUGAUGGACAGCGUCUUCUGGGCAGAGUUGAGGUUGUGCCAUAUUCUUUUCAUUUAAAAAAAUAUAUGAAGAUAAAUAUGCUCUGUGGAGCAUUCAAAGUUUGGAAUAUUUUUGGGGAUAUCCUGAGUGAUACUUUUCUAGAACGUUUUUUUGUUUGCAUAGGUACAGCUGUGUGCAAAAGUUUGGGCACCCCAGUUAAAUUCCAUAUUUUAUUGAUUGUUAAACUGAAAAGAAGUCAACAAAACCACUGCAGCAAACUAUUUUUAAAAAUCACAUUUUCCUGCGAAUGUUAAUGCACAAUUACGUUAUAUUUGAUGAACUAAAAAAAAGUUCUGAGACUUUACAGCUAGAAAGAUGUCCAAGUAAAUGAAAUGGCCAAGCACGUGCUUUUACUCUAUUAUAUAGUCAACUACCAUCAUUGAUAGCAAUUUGCUUUCAAACAUGUUACAGGUUACAUAUAUUAUGAUUUUAGUAAAGCACAAAAUACUAAUCUGUGUACUUUAAGCCACGCUAGUCAGUGGCCCAUUGUUAAGGUCUACAUGACUCACUGUCACGUGCCUGUGUACACGCUAUCUGCUGCAUCGUUCUGUUUACCCACCAGACUUCUGGGUAACACUGGAUCGUGCGUUUAUGAGUUAUUACUCUUCUACAAAUGUAUGCUAUAAAGUUAAACAUUAAUGAAUGCAUUGAAUGGUCUAAAGUACGAGUGUCAGAAUCAUUCCAUUCCCUGUGUACACUGGGGACUAUAAAAAUGAUCAAACAUUAUAAAGAGUGCAUUAAUAUUAACCCACGAGAUGCAGGUGCACUACUGUCAAAGCUGCUUUUAUAGAAAAUUAACAAUCUAAUAAUUAAACAUCUUUAAACAUGCCAGAAUCGAGAAUUCGACAUCAAUCUAAAUAUUUUAUAUUUAAUAGUUUUUUUGUUUUUUUUCAAACUCUCAAUUAGUGUUCCUGACAGGAUGCGAUAAACAUGUGAGAGAUUGUAUG